CUUAGUUUUGCUGAUCGUCACAAUCGAGUGCGCCCACUGUGGAAAAUACAGCUUCGUGCACAUUGAUUUAAAAAUCGAGUCCGUCCCCAUUGUGACCUUGUUCCGCUUUGAUAUGCUGAGACAACUCUACAUGACCCCAAGCAGAUGAAAAACGUUUAUUUAUACAAGUCUUGGCGAGUGGUAUUAAGAGUUUCAGUAUAUACACAGGUAGUUUGGAUUAAUUAUUAAUGGCUUUCAAACACCGGCUUCUUAGAAUUCUACGAACUCUCGGUAAACACACACACUCGAUCUCAUUCAUCGACAUAACUCGUAGCGCCGCUGAGCCAACAACACGGAAAAGAUAGGCAAAUAUAUUAUUGUAGGAAGGUGUUGGACAAUAAUUCAUGAUGCGGAUUAUAUCUGCGACAUGUGAAAGCUCGUCGCUUUUGAUAUGUACAUUUACGUGGACUGUAAGGUAAUGUACAUGGACUGUGCAUUUCUCGACGAGCAGUGAAAUAAAAAUGGAUCGCAGCGGGCACCUGCCAUAGAACAUUCGGAAGGAAGUGUUUACGGUACAUUUUCUGGAAUUCUAGAUAAAAAUGGCAAGUAACGGGAAUACAAAGAGAGGGGAUAACCUCUAUCUUACCACCAUGGACACAAUUGACCCCAAAACUGUUUGUGUUGAUCUAGAUGGAGAGGAAAAUGUACUGAAUGAUUCUGACAAACAGACAUGUGUCAAGUGGCCUAUUCUCUUUGAGAGAGCUUCAGGUAGCUGGUGGAAUCCAAAAUUUGACUCACCCAUUUUAGAACGAGAACAGUGGGAGAAGUCAUUUCCCCAGACGCGGCGAAGAUUUCGUGCAAUCUUGUGCAUCAUUUUAGUGUCUUGCCUAGCUUGGAGUGUUUUCUUUGGAAUAAGACAGGAUGUACUUUGGUUGGAAUUUCUGAUAGGAAGUGUGGUUUUCCUGUGUCUAAUAGCAUUAAUUCUAGGCUUCACAUUUACCAAAUUCUACAAAAGAUUUUAUCUACUGACCUCUAUAUUGCUGUCAGUUUUGUUGUGUGGAGGGAUUCUAGCCCAGUUUUUAUACAGUAACUCGCUGGUUUCUACUGUAGGGACUUUUGCAGCCUCAAUUGAAGUCUUAUUUAUGAUGUACACUGUGAUACCAAUGCCAUUGUUUAUGUCCAUUGGACUUGGAGUCACACAUUCCAUAUUUUAUGAAGUGUUAGUUGCAGUUAGAAAUGAUUAUAUGCAGCAACCAAUAAUCAUAAUUGGGAAGGCACUUUUGCACUUGUGUGUCCAUGUUAUGGGUAUCCAUAUCUUCAUAAUGUCUCAAGUUGGUCAGAGGAGUACAUUCUGGAAAAUUGGCCAGUCUGUGCUAGCCCAGAGAGAGUUAAAAAAUGAAAAGAGAAUAAAAGAGAAAAUGAUCCACUCUCUUAUGCCUCCAUCAGUAGCUCAGGAGGUAAUGGCAUCGCGGCAAGACAAAGAACAAAAUCCAGAUGAGGACUCAAGAUCCAAAAAGCGUAAUUCAAGGUCCAAAAAUGUCAAAGGUGAAAUUAUAUUUCGUCCCUUUAACAUGAAUACCAUGGAUAAUGUUAGUAUACUGUUUGCAGACAUUGUAGGCUUUACCAAAAUGAGCUCAAACAAAACUGCAGCACACUUAGUAGGUUUGCUGAAUGACUUAUUUGGUAGAUUUGAUACUCUGUGCACUAAUUCUGGGUGUGAAAAAAUCAGCACACUUGGAGACUGUUAUUACUGUGUGUCGGGGUGCCCCCAGGCUAGGGAGGACCAUGCUAAGUGUUGUGUGGAUAUGGGGCUAGGUAUGAUCAUCGCCAUCAAGGAGUUUGAUAGAGACAACAAUGAAUCUGUGAAUAUGAGAGUGGGUGUCCACACGGGCACUGUGCUCUGUGGUAUUGUUGGUAGACAGCGAUUCAAAUUUGAUGUGUGGUCCAAUGAUGUAACUUUAGCCAAUACUAUGGAGUCCAGUGGUUUGCCUGGAAAAGUCCACAUUUCAGAAGCCUCACUGAGUUUUCUCAACAAAGAUGAUUAUGAUGUCGAGGAAGGACCAGAUGUACAAGAUAACAGGACAUAUAAAGUGCUAAUAGAAGAAUAUGACACAAGUAAAUCAACCUACGCAGUGAGACAUACAGAGGAACAAAAAGUAAUCAAGACCUACUUUAUCAAUGGAUACAAGAACGAGAUGGGUAAAGAAGGCAGUGAAGGAGGGGAUCAAACAUCUAGCCACCAGCAGGGAGCGGAUGGUACCACACAUGUGGAGGGAAAUUCUGAUGACUUAGAUGAGUCAUCCGAAAAACACAGACUCUCUAACCACUUUGAAGCAAAGGGCUCCGAUGUGAAUGGUAUUACCCGUAACUUGCUGGGAAGAAGAAGAAGUGCCAGCGAUAUCUCAUUGGAACAGGAGAAUGAGGAGGAGACCAGAGACGGUGAACAUGGCAAAUACAUGAACGACAAACAGAUCAUCAAGCUGAUCAACGAAGACAGUACAAACCAGGAGUUCUUCUACAAACCUCCCAUCCAUGCCCUUACAUUGGCCUUCACCACCCCAGAAAUGGAGACUGAUUACCGAGAUCACUACCUGGAGGACACCCAAAAUCAGAACACUGUCUCCUCUCCCCGCUACCAGGCCCUCCUGGAGAUCAUUGUGGCUUUUAUGGUCUUUGGUAUCACCUCUGUCUGUUGCUUCCUGAUCUUUGAGAGACAGAUUCCCUGGAUCCUCGUCUUUAUUAUCUUCUUGAUUCUUGAGAUUCUCUGCCUCAUCCAGGCAUUCACUGAUGUCAGAUACAAGGAGAGGAAGGUGGAGUCCUGUCCUAGCUGCACACAUCUGAUGUCUGGGUGGUACUUCAGGAACCUGAUUGGAGCAGUGGUGACCAGUAUCCCUGUGUUAGCUGUCUACUCCAACCUGUCAUGUGAAAUUGCUAUCAGCACAUUCUCACAGGACCAUUUCUUCUGCUACUGCAUUGUUAUGGCUCUUCUGCACUACUGUAACUACAACAUGAUUAGUUCCUGGGUCAAGUCCAUUGUAGCAUCACUUGCAGGAAUUGUUAUUCUUGUCUUGUUGUAUGUUCAGCUCUGUGUGUUUAAAAAUAACUCUGGAACAAAGUCCAUGGUCAAUGGAACUUUUGGUUACUCCAAUACAACAGAUAUAAGCAUUACUACCAUGGUCACAACCAUUGCCCCAGAUGCUACAGUAGUUCCACCACUGUUUUCAGGAGAUCACCCUCUGCAGUUUGAGAUCAUAUUGGACAUCAUUCUGUUACUCAUUCUGGUCUUCUUUCUGAACAGAGAAUUUGAAAUCAGUUACAGAUUGUCCUACCAUGGAGACAAACAAGCAUCAGCCAAUAAACAGCAAAUGCAACUGAACAAGGAGCAAGCUGAUUGGCUGCUUCACAACAUUAUCCCUAAGCAUGUCUCAGAACAGUUGAAAGGAGAGAAUUGCCAGUACUCCAAGAACCACAAAGAUGUUGGAGUCAUUUUUGCUGCCAUUGUGAAUUUUAAUGAGUUCUAUGAUGAGUCUUAUGAAGGGGGAAGAGAAUAUUUGAGAGUGUUAAAUGAACUAGUAAGUGACUAUGAAGACUUGCUCAAUCAACAUAGAUUCAAGGAUGUGGAGAAAAUAAAGACUAUCACCAGUACCUUUAUGGCUGCCUCUGGCCUCAACACACAGUCCAGAAUGGAGAACAAACAUCCCCAUGCCCAUCUCUUUGCUUUAAUGGAGUUUUCCAUGGAAAUGCAAGAGGUAGUGAAAAGAUUCAAUGAAAGUUUGUUUAACUUUGACUUUAUACUCAAUAUAGGGUACAAUCAUGGAGAGGUCACAGCAGGUGUGAUAGGGACAACUAAGCUGUUGUAUGACAUCUGGGGAGACACGGUUAACAUCUCUAGCCGUAUGUAUUCUACAGGGGUCAAGGACAGAAUCCAGGUACCAGAGGCAUGCCUCAAGCUUCUGGAAGAGGUGUUUGAAUUUGAAUAUAGAGGAACCAUUCAAGUAAAAGGAAAGGGAGAUAUGAAGACUUACCUUUUGAAAGGCAAGAGAGAUGGCGUCCACUGGGAAUAGGGAUUUAUGAUGGCAUUUUAAUUUUUUUUUCCGAGUUUCAGUUAAUCUGUUGGAUGAUAUAUUUUCUUAUAAUGAAUUUAAUAUGCAGGUUUUACUAAAUCUGUAGAUAGCAGUUUCAUUGAACUCGCUUGCAGUGUUAUUAUUUUAAAAUAUUUAUUAAUGUUUAUAAUUAUAGCUUUGAUAUUGAAAGAAUUUCCAGGAUCUGUCAUGAAAAAAAUUGGCAGAUUUUUCUACGGGUAGAUAGUUGGAUGAUCUCCAUGAACAAAUUUGUCAUAAAGUUGUAGCAACCCUUACUUAACCGUGCUAAAACUGUGAAAUCUUCCCCAGCAAAAGUGAAUUUAUUGAAAUAGACCAAUACUAGUAUCUUUAAAAACAGGAAAUAUUUCUUUGUGUUGUUUUUUUAACAUGUUUUAACAUAGAUUUUUCAAAAGAUAUUUUAUCAAUACUUUUUAAAGAUAAAAUAUUUUCAUUUAUGUUUAACAAAAUCUUAAAAUCAUUUUCAUAAUAGUACACAUGCAGAAAUUGAGAGAAUUCCUUCAUACUUCUUCUUAAAGGAUUUAAGUAAUAUCUGAUUAUGUGACAAAUAUUAGUGGCAUUUUUUUCAAAUUAUUAGUUAAAUUUUCUGGUCAUUGUUUUACCAUGUGAAUUGUUAAACUGAAUUAAGGUGACUAUUCUUCCUCUCUACAAAGUGAUGCUUUACUGAAAUCUUAGUGAUAUUUAAUUAUUGUAUGUUGUGUGUUUAAGACAUAAAAAGAAUUUUUCUUUUACCUCACAUAAACCAACCUUUAAAAAAAAAAGUGUGAAUGUAUUAGUACCAGUAGUUUAACCUUCAGAAAUAUAUUUAGUACUGUUGUUUCCAGGAGAAAUAUGAUUAUAUACUUUAUACCAUUUGUGUAACCAAUUAUUUGUACAUCAUGUACUGCUUUCAAACUGCUUAAAUUAUACAAAACCUUAGAGCUCGAAGUAACUGGUGAACCAACCAAUUUGUUCACAACUUUUAUUUGAAAUUGUCUGAGAAGUACUUUAUGUAGAUUUGUGAACAUAUUCUACUCUUAGCAGUGUAUUUUUUUUUUUCAUUAUAUCAAAUAGAAUCUCAUUAGUAUUGCUAAAGAAUAGGCAGAAAUUAAUUUUAAAACAUGUUGUAUUUAACUGACAUGGUGAGCUGCUUGGACUAAAAAAAAAUUCAUGUAACAGGAUUUUUUUUUAAACAAAUGAGUCAAGAUGUUUGAAAAAAAAAAUAAAGCAUCGUUUGUACUAUCUUCAACCUUAACCUUAGUAUCGUGUUGUCUUGCUGUGAACAUUAACUUAUCCAGAAUCCUAGUGUGAAAACAAAACCUAUGUAUAUUUAUUUAUUCUGUACAGGUUACAUGGGGCCACUGUUUGAAGUUAUGGUUCUUGCUUGUGAUGUGUCAAUCGUAUAGCUGUCUUUAUAUAAAUAUUUAUGUUUCUAGAGUCACUCAAACUUGUGAAGUUUCAUCUGUAGAGGUUUAUCUACUGUUGCUGUCAUACAGUAAUUUUGUAUGGAGGAGAAAAUCAUUACAAUAUCCAUGAAAGCUGCUCUAAUUGUAGCUCCUACACCAAACAUUACAUUAUAUGAUUACUUUUAACAUCAAAUGAUUAAUUUUUGUUAUUCAAAAGAUGUGUAGAAUUCUUUUUCUGAUGUAUUAAGAUUUUAUUUCCUGAAAUGAAGUCGUACAUUAUUCUUAAAGUGAAAAACAAACAUUACAUGUAGUUCAGUAAUAUUUAUGUUACAUUGAUGUAGUGCUAACAAUGCAUUCUUAGAAAACAUUUGCCGAUUUUUAAGAACUCUUGAACUUUUAUGUAAAUGAUAUAAGGGUUUUCUGUGUGUUUUAAGCGAUUCUUUAAAUACCAUAUAAGUACCCAAAUAUAAUGUAGAAAAUCAAAAGAGAAAUUAGUAUUUUAUACAAUUUGAGCAAAUUCAGCAGAUUAAAAAAACUUUUUCCAAACAAAAUUUAAAAUAAAGAAAAAAAUAAGAUAAAUCUCCUUGAAACACCAUUUUAAGCAAGUCUUUGUAAUAUUAUUGGAAUAUAUUUUUUUAAUUUAAAGUUGAUUAGUGUUGUACUUUUUGUUGUCUAUAUAUGUUCAUAGUCACUUGGCCAAUGGAACCAUAAACCAUAGAUACCAAGUUUAUAUUCUAUAGUAUUGCAUGAAGAUACUUUUUCUAGUCACACUGUGUAGAUAUUACGGAAAGCCAAAGGAUCUAUAUAUAUACAGCCAAUUUAUAUGAUUAAAGUAGAAAAGAAUUUUUGAUGGAGGCAUUGUUUGCAUUAUUUCAGGUAUUUGUUGUAUGAAACAGAAUUUCUAUGUUAAAACAAUUCAUCUUUAAUUUUUUUUUAAGAAAAUUGCCAGUGAAGAAAAUAUUAUCUUGGUCAUUUAUAUUAGUUUGUGAAAAGCUUAUUACAGAUUUUAGCAAAAUUGAAAUCUAUACACACCAUAAUUUAAUGUUAGCUGGUAAACACAAUAUAUUUGUAUGCUGAUAUAAAUUGUGUAAAACUGAUAGAAAAGACAUUUGAAACCACUGCUGUUUUUUUUGAAAGCUGAUGAAAAGAAUAGGAUUUGAAAAAAAAAAAUAUACCUGUUGAAUAUUUGUUGUACAAUACAGCAUUACAUUCUACAGACAAGACAUGUAUUUCAUGAAUGGCUGAGAUUUUAUUUUAGUAUGAUACAACACGUUUGAAGUGACAUAACACUCUGUAGUUUUUAUAUUGUUAUGCUUCUGAUAGGCUUUAGAAUAAAUUGGAAAAUUUA
Molecule: messenger RNA, 6812 nt
Organism: Saccostrea echinata
Lineage: Eukaryota; Metazoa; Mollusca; Bivalvia; Ostreida; Ostreidae
Product: adenylate cyclase type 9-like
Exons: 6
Coding region: 579-4043 (1154 amino acids)
Biological process (GO): adenylate cyclase-activating G protein-coupled receptor signaling pathway; intracellular signal transduction; cyclic nucleotide biosynthetic process
Molecular function (GO): adenylate cyclase activity
Source: RefSeq, a predicted model, not a curated record